This is a messenger RNA of Sparassis crispa, 1020 nucleotides long. Its product is annotated as S-adenosyl-L-methionine-dependent methyltransferase. Bases 1 to 1020 code for a protein of 339 amino acids. The record is from RefSeq and is a predicted model, not a curated record. NCBI's taxonomy places the organism in Eukaryota, Fungi, Basidiomycota, Agaricomycetes, Polyporales, Sparassidaceae. Gene Ontology annotation, molecular function: methyltransferase activity. The transcript is spliced from 11 exons.
AUGCCACAAAACCAGAACACGAAUGAGGAUGACUCUAACUCGCGGUCAGGCAGUCCCGCUCCUUCGUUGUAUUCGUUCACUUCGUCAGUCGACGGCAAAGUAAUGUUCCGCAAUGUGUAUGGGCGCAUGUUGAAUAAUCAGAAUGAAACAUAUUUUCUUCCAGCAGACAACGAGGAACACAGGCGACUUGAUUUGCAGCACCGCAUCAUUACGCUCACUCUUGGCAGGUUGUAUCCGGCAGCGGAACACGUAUGGAGAGCACUCCGUCCGCGCACGGAUCGUAGACCUGCGAUCUUAGACGUCGGCACAGGAAGCGCAAGCUGGGCGAUUGAGAUGGCAAUUGAAUUUCCCUAUUGCGACGUCGUUGGGAUCGACCUCGUCCCGCCUAGACUCAACAGCGGGGAAAUACCCCGUAAUUGUCGGUUCGAGAUUGACGAUGCCAAUCUGGGGUUUUCUCACUACAGAAAUAGUUUUGAUGUUGUACAUGUCCGGUCGGUUUCUGCAGGUAUUCGUGAUUUCCCUGCGCUACUACGUGAACUUGAACAGGUUCUCCGACCCGAGGGUGUCCUGCUCCUGGGGGACGGCGACAUGCAGCUCUACGACGAAGACCAGAGGCCGAUUUCCUUGAGUGAGCCCGGCACUCCAGGCUUCUCUUGGACCAAUAAGGUCUUCUUUGCUGCUUAUAGUGCAAUGAAAACCAAAGGCGGUGACAUUGAUUCCUCUUCCAUGAACCCAACGUGGCUUAGGUCGAUAGACUCUCUCACCCAAGUCGGGUGGGACAAAAAGUUUAUCCCUAUCGGCCCGUGGCGUUACCGAGACGAACGAGAGAAGAGUAUAUCAGAGAUGUUGCGCACGGAUUGCCUUGGUUACAUUGCGGGUAUGGAGCCUUUACUUAUGAGUGAAGGCUACUUACCGGAGCGGGUGGAAACUAUGCUGCGCGAAGCCUCUGCCGAACUACGCGAAUUGCGAGCUCACCUAUACAGCCGCUGGUCGUUCGCCUGGGCAGUGAAGGCGGCGUGA